Messenger RNA from Branchiostoma belcheri (Belcher's lancelet), 2786 nucleotides. RefSeq lists its product as uncharacterized. The record is from RefSeq and is a predicted model, not a curated record. The coding region runs from base 255 to 2480 and encodes 741 amino acids. The transcript is spliced from 9 exons. Lineage: Eukaryota; Metazoa; Chordata; Leptocardii; Amphioxiformes; Branchiostomatidae.
CUGUAAUUCUGGCCGAUACAACCGGUUGUGCGGGUGCAGUCUGUGGGUAUCCUGAUCGGAGCACACGUCCCGUCCAACUAUUUUGUUUUGUCGUAGGUUUUUCAGCGUGUCCCUGACACAAUCGGUCGUCUGAGACAACCUUCUACGUCACCUCACAGCCACGACGUCCCACGAAUGGACUGGAGUUGUUGUGGUAAGCCCGUCGCACGACGGACACGACAGGGCCAUUAAAGGGGCGGGGUACGCAUAGGGGUAUGCAAGGGGCAACGUACGUAAUCCGCAGAAAAAUGGCCGAGUGCAAGAACAGGAGGUGGAAGAUAUUCACGUUAUUCCUGGCAGGACUGUUCGUCUUAACCUGCUACACCUUCAGCGCCUGUGUCACCAGCAUACAGAAUCAAAUGCUUCGCAAGAACGACUACCGACAGUCCUUCUCACGGCAUCUGACUUCUCAAACCAACCCCACCAUUCACAACCUGAAUCCGCGCGCAAACGGAAACCACUAUGGGUCCAACCGGCCCUGCCAACCAUUGGACUCAGCCGUUACCACCUACACCAUACUAAACAAGCAGGACAGACACGUGCUCGGCUCUCUCCUGCACUUAAAGCUAACGACCAGGAACAGGACGGGUUCUCCUCGCACGUGCGGUGGGGACUUCUUCCAGGCGAAGCUCUUCUCUCCGAAACUGAACGCCAGCACCGCAGGAAAGAUUGUAGACCACCAGAACGGCACCUACAGUAUCAGCUUCCUGCUGGGCUGGACGGGACGUGCGUUCUUAUCGGUGACGCUAGUGCACCCACGGGAGGCGUUACAGGGACUCAGGAAAGUACGAGAGACCCCAAACACAGGAUAUCUCUUCAACGGGACGUUCUACGACCACAAGGAAGUUCUAGACGAACAGAAAUGUUACAGUAGCUACGAAGACGGGUUUGAUAAUGAAGAAGACUACUGUUCAUACACCAAACCCAAGGCGAACGUUUCCUUCUGGUGCAGGAGACCGAAAAAGAAGAACGUCGGCUGCGAACAGCUCGCGUUCGUGGUCUCAGACUUGGCCAGCAAGGACAAAUAUGACGAGGCCAACGGCAAACUUCUCAAUGAGGAGGAGUGGUUGUACUUCAGAAAAGGACAGUAUUUUCAAGUUGAGAUAGCUGCAGAGGACGGAAUGAAUGAAGUAAUUGUUGUACAAAAAGAACUGGUCAGCUGCGCCAAACCUCUCGGCUUGACUAGCGGGUCUAUCCGAGACGCCCAGCUGUCCGCCUCCUCGGCGGUGCCCGGGUAUGAGGCGCACCGUGCGCGCCUGCACGGCCAGCGGGCAUGGGAACCCGCCAGUAAGAACACUUCUCAGUGGCUGCAGAUAGACCUCAAGGUGCCAAAGGUGAUCACGGGUAUCCAGACUCAGGGCUUGUGGGGAGGGAUGGUGCCAGCCUAUCACCUAAUGGUGUCUGAUGACGGUCAGACAUGGACCAAGGGUAGUGAGACAUUUGAUGGGACUGAGGAUGGCAUCAGUAUUACAGAGGAGGCGCUCGCCCCUCCAGUAGUCACCAGGUUCUUCAGGAUCUUUGCUGCAGCUUCAGAUCUGCCUCGGCUGCGCAUGGAACUCCUGGGGUGUGACCAGGCUUCACAGUUCCGGGAUAAUUAUGUACCACAGACGUUCCUCCACCAACACGGACCACCACCAGGCCUGCCGCCGUGUGGCCCGAACCUCCCGGUCUCACAGUCUGAGGGGUACUUCUACCAGGACGUGUGGUACUCCACAGCCUGCCGGGCUGCCAGCUGGCUGACCAGGCCUUAUGUGGAGACAUGUCUGCGGAACAGGACGGUCCUACUGCAGGGUGACUCCACCGUCAGGCAGCUGGCGGGGGAGCUGGAGACACUGCUGGGAGCCAGGGACCACUACCGCUGUCAGGACUACAAGGAAGAGGUGGAAGGUCGGUACCCGGAGUCCCUGAGGCUGUACGUGUGGACUGGCCCAAUCGCGGUUUGCCAAAAACUGGACAAGAAGGUGGUGCUGCAGUUCCGCUUCCACCACUUCCCGGUUCGCGCAGGGAGUCAGGUGGAGCUGGCAAACCUGCGCACAAUUGUUUACAAGCUAAACACCAUCCAUCCAGGUGAAAAUGCAGUUGUCCUGCUGUCACUCUGGGCCCACUUCACGGACGACCCUUUGGAGCAGUUUGAGGCCCGCCUGUGGGCCAUCCGAGCAGCAAUCGAGAAGCUGCACAGACGCGCUCCACAGACAUUGGUCAUCUUCAAAAGCCCAAAUGUGAGAGACCAACUCUACCUGUCUAAGGUCUUAAUGAGCAGUGACUGGCUAGCUUACGACAUGUGGAGAAGGCUUAAGGAAAUCAUGGCAGGGCUUAACGUGGCUUUCUUAGACAUUUGGGACAUGUCCGCCUGCCAUCAUUCAGUCCCACAACUGCACCCAGCAAAGGAAGUCACAACCAAUGCUAUUGCCUUGUUAUUGUCAUACAUUUGCCCUAUGUAGCAACUGUGGAUGGAAAGUUGUCAUUGUCUGUGCCUAUAGCCACUGCGAAGCCAAGAUCUGCCAGGCCUUUCCAUAAAAUUUGGCAAAAAUAGUCAACAAUGAACUCUGGUGGCUGUGAAACUCCCCUGACAAAUUGUUCUCCCUGGACCUACAUUCCUUAGCAGACUCCUGAGGCGGCUGCAUUAAUUUUUUUCGGGGCGCAACUCUCAGAAGUCUGCAAAUUACGUUACAUUGCUAGUUUGUUGGAGACUACUUUUUUCUCAGGUUUUAAGAGCAACCUAAGAGUAGAUACCACUUGAAGUGAAA